Molecule: messenger RNA, 1167 nt
Organism: Penicillium maclennaniae
Lineage: Eukaryota; Fungi; Ascomycota; Eurotiomycetes; Eurotiales; Aspergillaceae
Product: heme-dependent oxidative N-demethylase family protein
Exons: 5
Coding region: 1-1167 (388 amino acids)
Source: RefSeq, a predicted model, not a curated record
AUGAUCACUGCCGCGGAUCUUCGCUUGCCAACCAGUCCCCUGCCUUUCCUGGGCCUGUUAGUUUCGAUUCUCACAUGGCUAUUUACCAGGUGGCCUAUACAACAGAAGUCACGGCCCCAGCAAAUGAAAGAGAAAGCAGAAGAGCCAUUCGUCACACCCCUUCCCAAUUCUCAAUCCGCUGAUCCCGAUUCUACAUCACCAAGACUGUAUCGCCCAUUCCGCCAUGGCCCGAAUUAUAUCACCAUGGGAAUUCGCAAACUGAACUGGAAUAACUGGAUUGAAAUGGACUCCUACUUUCUCCGUUACCAUGAUAUGAAAGCCUCUGAGCUCAAGAAAGAUUUCAAGGAGCAUGUCAAAUACGUCGACAACGCGCUCACUAGAGAUGCCUGCUUCGAGCUCAAUGAGGAAUUGGUACGGUACUUAGUCCAUCGGUAUCCUAAUAUCUAUCGGUUGGAAGGAGGGAAGGUGCACAACAGUCUCACAGGCGAGGAGUUUGCAUUUCCUGCCGCAACCCCCGAUGAGGCACUUGCAACAUCGGCUCUUCUUGUUCAGGAUGAUCUGGUCAUUAUGAUAUUAGAUGGGGAAUAUCACCUUGAUGCGGCUGCAGUGUGCCUCCCGGGGUUUUGGCGCCUCAAAGAAAAGUUCCGCAUGUCGCUCGAUACUCUUCACUUCGAAGCCGGCGUUCCCCACUAUGCGGCGAAACUACAAAAAGCAAUGAAUAAGUUCUUCCAAAAGUUGACGCCCGACAAGCCUGUUGAAAGAAAUAAUUUCUUCAUUCAACUCGAUGAUGGACUACACUGGUCCCAUCGUAUGGGCGAACAGACAGGAUCCGAAGUUGCCUCCUGGGCUACGGCAAAUAGUAAAGGUCUCUCCGUCGAAGAGAUCCACUUUCGCUCAGAGCGACAAACCUUGCGUCGGUUACCCCGCUCCAAAGCAAUAGUAUUCACGAUUCGCACUUAUUUCGAGCCAGUGACGAAAUUGGCUCAGGAGCCCCACGUCCCCGGGCGUUUGGCAGAGGCAAUUCGGAGCUGGGAUGAGACAGUAUCUUUUUACAAGGGCAAGUCUCACUGGGACAAGCUCUUGCUACCCUAUCUGGAUAAGCAAGACCAACUACAACGGGAAAACGGGAUCACGGAGAAGAAUGAAGAAGGUGAUUUUCCUUACUAA